Spodoptera frugiperda (fall armyworm) is the source of this 6636-nucleotide messenger RNA. RefSeq names its product putative U5 small nuclear ribonucleoprotein 200 kDa helicase (gene l(3)72Ab). The transcript is spliced from 41 exons. Gene Ontology annotation, molecular function: ATP binding; nucleic acid binding; ATP hydrolysis activity. The record is from RefSeq and is a predicted model, not a curated record. NCBI's taxonomy places the organism in Eukaryota, Metazoa, Arthropoda, Insecta, Lepidoptera, Noctuidae. The coding region runs from base 156 to 6599 and encodes 2147 amino acids. Gene Ontology annotation, cellular component: nucleus.
UUUUAAUCUAUGCAAAAAAUGGCUACUGACAACGGCGGCAUAACCAUAACCUAACAAUUUUUGUUUUGUGUUGUGUUAUCGUGAAAAAAUAGUGAAUUAAAACUAAUAUAAGUGUAUAAAUGAUAUUGAUUUGUGUUAAAAAUAAGUAAAUAAUCAUGGCUGACGCGGCUGCGAGACAGUUGCAAUAUGAAUACAAAGCCAACUCAAACUUGGUGUUGCAAGCUGAUGUGCGGCUGAUAGAACGCCGUGGUCGUGAUGAGGCUACUGGGGAGGUGUUGUCCCUGUCUGGGAAGCUCGGAGGCACCCGUAUGGGGGACAGGGCUCAGCGCACGAAGCCCGACAAGACUGAGGAGAGGAAAGUCAAGAGACAGAAACGAGAUGAAGCAUCCUACGAGUUAUCAAAGUCCAAAACCUCCCGGGUAGCAUGGGCUGAUGACACUCCCGGAGUCCUAUACCGACCACGAGCACAACACACGAGGCAUGCAUACGAAAUGCUCCUCACCUUCAUGCAGAGUGCUCUCGGAGACCAGCCGAGGGAUAUUCUGUGCGGUGCCUGUGAUGAAGUACUGGUUGUGUUGAAGAAUGAUAAGUUGAAGGAUCCGGAGAAGAAGAAGGAGAUUGAGAUGCUGCUCGGACCUGUUGCCGAUGAGAGAUUCGCUUUGCUUGUUAAUUUGGGCAAGAAGAUCACAGACUUCAACAUCAGCUCCUCGGCCGAGGGCAACAGUGAAAUAGAUGAGACAUACGGCAUCAAUGUGCAGUUUGAGGAGUCCUCCGAGGAAGAUGAUGAGGAUGCCUACGGAGAGGUUCGUGAGGAGGACAAGGAGGAUGGUGAGGGUUCAGAGAAUGAGAAGGAGAAGGAUAGCAGCGCUGAUGAGGACAGCGAUGCGGAGGGCAAGAGGAACGCUAUACAUGCUAAUCUAACCGAAGAACAGUCCCAGAAGCGAAGAGACGCGACGCUCCACCCCAUGGACAUAGACGCGUACUGGCUCCAGCGGCGCCUCUCCCGCCACUUCCCUGACGCCAUGGUGUCCCAGGCCAAGUCUUCAGAAGUCCUCACGGCUUUAGGAGAGGCGGCUGAUGAUAGGGACCUGGAAAACAGACUCGUCUUGCUACUGGGAUAUGACUGUUUUGAAUUUGUGAAGCUAUUGAACAAAUAUCGGUAUACAGUACUAUACUGCACGAAGCUGGCGUCGUCUCAGUCGGAGAGCGAGCGCGCCGCCAUCAGAGAAGAAAUGUCCAAGCAGCCACAUCUGCAGAAGAUACUGGCGCAGCUGGAGACUGGGAAGGGGGACGAUGAGACCUCCCAGCAGUCAUCGGAAGCGCCCCGUAAGCGCCACAAGUCGGACCCGGAGACCACGUCCUCCACGGGUCAGGUGACGGGCAGCCGCAAGGUGCUGCAGCUCGAGGAGCUGAUGUUCGCGGCCGGGGCGCACUUCAUGGCCAACAAGCGGUGCCAGCUGCCGCCCGGGUCCUUCAGGAAGCAGAGGAAGGGUUACGAAGAAGUCCACGUGCCCGCGCUGAAGCCCAAGCCGUUUGAUGAAGGCGAGACCCUCAUCCCUAUAGAGAAGCUCCCGAAAUAUGCACAACCUGCCUUCGAGGGAUUCAAGAAUUUGAACAGGAUACAGAGUCGAAUCUGCAAAGCAGCUUUAGAAACGGACGAGAAUCUCCUGGUUUGUGCCCCGACUGGUGCGGGCAAGACCAACGUAGCUCUACUCUGCCUACUGAGGGAAUUGGGCAAACACGUCAACGAUGACGGCUCAGUCAACGUGCAUGACUUCAAGAUGAUCUAUGUGGCUCCCAUGCGGUCUCUUGUACAGGAGAUGGUCGGUAACUUCAGCAAGCGCCUAUCAGCGUACAACCUGCGCGUUUCGGAGCUGACCGGUGAUCACCAGCUCACUCGAGAACAGAUUGAUGCCACACAGCUCAUUGUAUGCACGCCUGAGAAAUGGGAUAUUAUUACUAGGAAAGGUGGCGAGCGCUCGUUCACGAACCUGGUGCGCCUGAUCAUCAUUGACGAGGUCCACCUUCUCCACGACGAGCGAGGGCCGGUGCUGGAGGCGCUCGUCGCCAGGACCCUGAGGACUGUGGAGCAGACUCAGGAGGAGGUCCGUCUAGUGGGUCUAUCAGCCACCCUGCCCAACUACACAGACGUGGCGGCCUUCCUGCGCGUCAAACCAGACCAGGGACUCUUCUAUUUUGAUAACUCGUUCAGGCCCGUAGCCCUAGAACAGCAGUACAUAGGAGUGACUGAGAAGAAGGCACUGAAGCGGUUCCAGGUUAUGAACGACAUAGUGUAUGAGAAGACCAUGGAACACGCCGGCAGGAAUCAGAUCCUAGUAUUCGUCCACUCUCGCAAGGAGACAGGGAAGACAGCGCGCGCUAUUAGAGACAUGUGUCUCGAGAAGGAUACGUUGGGACAGUUUCUGAGGGAAGGCUCAGCAAGCAUGGAAGUGCUCCGAACAGAAGCGGAACAGGUAAAGAACCCGGAACUUCGCGAACUGCUGCCGUAUGGGUUCGCGAUACAUCACGCCGGGAUGAGCAGGGUCGACAGGACCCUGGUUGAAGAUCUCUUCGCUGAUAGGCAUAUACAGGUCCUAGUAUCAACAGCGACCCUAGCGUGGGGGGUGAACCUCCCCGCGCAUACCGUCAUCGUGAAGGGGACGCAGGUCUACUCCCCCGAAAGGGGGCGCUGGGCGGAAUUGGGGGCGCUCGACGUACUACAGAUGUUGGGUAGGGCUGGCCGACCUCAAUAUGAUACUAAGGGAGAGGGUAUCCUGAUAACGAACCACUCGGAGCUGCAGUACUACCUGUCCCUCCUGAACCAGCAGCUGCCGAUCGAGUCGCAGCUCGUCAGCAAACUGCCUGACAUGCUCAACGCGGAGAUCGUGCUCGGCUCCGUGCAGAGCGUUAGGGAUGCUGUUACUUGGCUGGGCUACACGUACCUGUACAUCCGGAUGCUGCGGCAGCCGGCGCUGUACGGCAUCUCGCAGGACAAGCUGCAGGAGGACUCGCUGCUCGAGCUGCACCGCGCGGACCUGGUGCAUACCGCCGCCAGUCUGCUCGACAAAGCGGGCCUAAUCCGCUACGAGCGCAAAUCCGGCCACUUCCAACCUACUGAGCUGGGCCGCAUAGCGUCCCACUUCUACUGCACGUACGAGACGAUGCAAUGCUACUCCCAACUCCUGAAGCCCACCCUUGGGGAGAUCGAGCUGUUCCGUGUCUUCUCGCUGUCUGCGGAGUUCAAGCAUAUUGCUGUUAGGGAGGAGGAGAAGCUAGAGUUGUGUAAGCUUAUGGAGAGGGUACCAAUACCAAUAAAGGAGAGCAUAGAAGAACCCUCGGCGAAGAUCAACGUCCUCCUGCAGGCGUACAUAUCGCAGCUGAAGCUGGAAGGGUUCGCGCUGAUGGCGGACAUGGUGUACGUGACCCAGUCCGCGUGCAGGCUGCUGCGGGCCAUCUUCGAGAUCGUGCUGCACCGAGGCUGGGCCCAGCUGGUGGACAAGACGCUGGCUCUCUGCAAGAUGGUGGACCGUCGCAUGUGGCAGUCCAUGUCGCCGCUGCGACAGUUUAGGAAGAUGCCGGAGGAAGUAAUAAAAAAACUAGAAAAGAAAAACUUUCCAUGGGAGAAGCUAUACGAGCUGGGUCCGAACGAGAUUGGAGAGCUGGUCCGCGCGCCCAAGCUGGGCAAGAUGAUACACAAGUACGUGCACCAGUUUCCGAAGCUGGAGCUCGCCACCCACAUACAGCCCAUCACCAGGUCCACGCUCCGGGUCGAGCUUACCAUCACGCCUGAUUUCCAUUGGGACGAAAAGAUCCACGGCCAAUCGGAAGCGUUCUGGAUCCUGGUAGAGGACGUGGACUCGGAGGUGGUGCUGCACCACGAGUACUUCCUGCUGAAGGAGAAGUACUGCAAGGACGAGCAUCAUGUGAAGCUGUUCGUGCCCGUCUUCGAGCCACUGCCGCCGCAGUACUUCUUGAGGGUCGUGUCUGAUAGAUGGAUAGCAGCAGAGACCCAGCUACCGGUGUCGUUCCGCCACCUGAUCCUCCCCGAGAAGAACCUCCCCCCCACAGAACUGCUGGACCUACAGCCGCUCCCCAUAUCGGCGCUGAGGAACCCCAAGUUUGAGGAGUUGUAUAAUGAAACCUUCCCACAGUUUAAUCCCGUGCAGACACAGGUAUUCAACGCAGUAUACAAUUCGGACGAAAACGUGUUCGUUGGCGCCCCGGCCGGCGCCGGCAAGUCAGUGGUGGCUGAGCUGGCUCUCCUACGACUCCUGGCGACCAACCCGGCGGGAAGAGCCGUGUAUCUCCUGCCCAAGGACGCGCUCGCAGACAUCGUGUUCGCAGACUGCUACCAUAAGUUUGGCACCCGGUUUAAUGUUAAGGUGGUACAGCUGACGGGCGAGACGGCGACGGACCACAAGCUGCUGAACAAGGGCCAGAUCAUCGUCACCACCGCCGACAAGUGGGACAUUCUCUCUAGAAGAUGGAAGGUACGUAAGAGCGUGCAGAGCGUGUCCCUGUUCAUAGUGGACGCGCUGCAGCUGCUGGGCGGGGAGGAGGGGCCGGUCCUCGAGGUCGUCUGCUCCCGGAUGCGGUACAUAUCCUCGCAGAUUGGUCGUCAGAUACGUAUGGUGGCUCUAUCGCUCCCGCUGGCGGACGCGCGCGACGUGGCGCAGUGGUUGGGGUGCUCGGCCAACACCACCUUCAAUUUCCAUCCCAGUGUCCGGCCACUGCCUCUGCAGCUGCAUAUACAGGGCUUCAACAUCUCCCACGCGGGGUCCCGCCUAGCCGCGAUGACGAAGCCGAUCUACCACGCAGUAGUCCGGCACGCGGGCGCGCGCCCGGCCGCCGUGUUCGUGCCGUCGCGCCGGGCGGCCCGCCUACUGGCCGCCGACCUGCUGGCGCUGGCCGCGGCGCACGCGCAGCCCGCCGCCUUCCUGCGCGCGCGCCCCGACGUGCUGCAGCCCUUCCUCAAGAGGAUCAACGACAAGAUGCUGAAGGAGACGGUGGCUGCGGGCGUGGCGUACCUGCACGAGGGCGUGGACCCCGCAGACAGACGCCUGGUACAACAACUGCUGGAGUCGGGCGCGCUGGCGCUCUGCGUCGUGGCCGCCGAGCUGGCCUGGGGACUCGCCGCGCAUGUCCACACUGUCAUCAUCGCGGAUACUCACGUGUACAACGGCAAGCUGCACGCGUACGAGCCGUACCCGAUCAGCACGGUGCUGCAGAUGGUGGGCCGCGCCUGCAGGCCCACGGAGGACGACCACGCCGUCGUCGUCCUCAUGUGCGUCGCCCACCACAAGACUUUCUUCACCAAGCUGCUUAACGACUGUCUGCCGUUGGAGAGCCACCUGGACCACCGUCUACACGACCACAUGAACGCUGAGAUAGUGACGAAGACGAUAGAGAACAAGCAGGACGCGGUGGACUACCUCACGUGGACAUUCCUCUACCGGCGCCUCACGCAGAACCCCAACUACUACAACCUGCAGGGAGUCACUCACAGGCACCUGUCGGACCACCUGUCGGAGCUGGUGGAGACUACCCUGACGGACCUGGAACAGUCCAAGUGCAUCGCCAUCGAGGACGACAUGGACGUCCAGCCGCUCAACUUGGGCAUGAUCGCGUCUUAUUAUUAUAUCAACUAUACUACUAUUGAGUUAUUCUCGCUCUCUCUCACGAACAAGACGAAGAUCCGCGGCCUGUUGGAGAUCAUAUCCUCGGCCGCCGAGUACUCCGAGCUCUGCAUCAGACAUCGCGAGGAGAACAUCAUCAAGGCAUUAGCUGCCAAGGUCCCCCACAAGCCGACGGCCGCCUCAGGCGCGGCGGUGAAGUACAACGACCCGCACGUGAAGGCGCACGUGUUGCUGCAGGCGCAUCUCUCGCGCAUGCAGCUGCCUGCAGAGCUGCAGGCGGAUACUGCACUCGUACUGGCCAAGGCGAUCCGGCUGAUCCAGGCGUGCGUGGACGUGGUGUCCAGCAGUGGAUGGCUGUCGCCGGCCGUGGCCGCCAUGGAGCUGGCGCAGAUGGUGACCCAGGCCAUGUGGGCCAAGGACUCCUACCUCAGGCAGCUGCCCCACUUCACUGCUGAGCUGGUGCAGCGCUGCUCCGAGAAGGGCGUGGAGACGGUGUUCGACGUGAUGGAACUGGAAGACAGCGCCCGAGCCAAGCUGCUGCAGCUGCAGCCGGCGGAGAUGGCAGACGUCGCGCGCUUCUGCAACCGAUACCCCAACGUGGAGCUCACUUACGAGGUGCUGAACGAGCGCCACCUGCGCGCCGGCAAACCCAUCGUGGUGGAGGUCUCGCUAGAGAGGGAGGACGACAUCGUCGGACCAGUCAUCGCGCCCUUCUUCCCACAGAAACGCGAGGAAGGUUGGUGGGUGGUGAUCGGUGACCCGAAGACUAACACGUUGCUUUCCAUCAAGAGGGUGUCGCUGGCUCGCAGUGCCAAGGUCCGGCUAGACUUCGUAUGCGGGGCCCCGGGCCGCCACACGUACACACUGUACUUCAUGUCGGACGCGUACCUGGGCGCCGACCAGGAGUAUAAGUUCACCGCCGACGUGGCUGAGGCCGCCUCCGACUCCAGCGACUCGGAGUAGUCUAUACCUAGUGUUAAAUACAUUAUUGCAUAUUUUA